CGGCCCCGGAUGGAGGAGCGGGAGGAGGUCCCAGCGCCCGCUCCCGCACCCGCCGCCAUUUAGACAGUCCCGCAGCGUCCGCCACCCGCCGCCGCCGCCGGGGCUGGCUGCGCUGGGUGCCGGGCCGUUGCCGUCACCGCCGCCGCCAUCAUGAGGCGCCUGUCGCAGCUGCUCCUGCUCGCCCUGCUCGUCUUCCCCGCCGCGCUGCUGCUCGGGGGCGCCCGCGGCGGCCCAGGUUCGGGUUUAUUAGUUGCAGCUCAAGAUGCUACAGAAGAUGAGGAAGCUGUGGAAGAUACUGUAGUUGAAGAUGAAGAUGAUGAAGCUGAAGUUGAAGAAGAUGAGCCAACAGACUUGACAGAAGAAAAAGAGGAAGAAGACUUGUCAGGAGAGCCUAAAGCCUCACCCAGUGCUGAUACAACCAUCUUAUUUGUGAAAGGUGAAGACUUUCCAGCGAACAACAUUGUAAAAUUUCUGGUGGGCUUCACCAAUAAGGGUACAGAGGAUUUCAUUGUCGAGUCUCUCGAUGCUUCCUUCCGGUAUCCCCAAGACUACCAGUUUUAUAUCCAGAACUUCACAGCUCUCUCUCUGAACACAGUAGUUCCACCACAGAGACAAGCCACGUUUGAGUACUCUUUCAUCCCUGCUGAGCCUAUGGGUGGCCGUCCUUUCGGUCUAGUUAUCAAUCUCAACUACAGAGAUGUAAACGGCAACAUAUUUCAAGAUGCUGUCUUCAAUCAAACUGUUACAAUUAUUGAAAAAGAAGAUGGGCUGGAUGGAGAAACGAUCUUCAUGUACAUGUUCCUCGCUGGACUUGGUCUACUUGUCAUUGUUGGCCUACACCAGUUACUAGAAUCUAGGAAGAGGAAAAGACCGGUACAGAAAGUAGAGAUGGGAACAUCAAAUCAAAAUGAUGUUGAUAUGAGCUGGAUUCCCCAAGAAACUUUAAAUCAAAUAAAUAAAGCUUCACCAAGGAGGUUGCCCUCCAAGAGGGCACAGAAGAGACCAGUGGGCUCUGAUGAGUAAUGUUAACUAAGUACAACAGUUGAACCUUUACUAAUCCUGCCUGUUUGGGUUUUUUUGGAUUGGAGUAGUGCAGAGAAUCCAUAUCACCAUAAGGAAAAUACUGCUAAACAUUUGGACUGAACAGAUUAACUGGUGUUAAUAUUACUGAAAAUGCACUUCUCUUUAAUUUUUUUUUUUUUAAUUGUUGGGGGGUGGGGGGAGGUACCCAUUAAGAUUUGUGCCUGCGUGUGUAAGCGGUUGGUCUUAACAGAAACAUGUUACCUGAAAUGUGCCUUUAGAGUUCUUUGUAAUGCUGGCUUGUCAUCUGUACAUUGUCUUUGAAGGAUUUUUCUCCUCUCCCUAAUCUGAAUGUCUAGUGACUUAAUCAGUCUUGAUUGUAUCCUAUCUGUAUCAAAAUCUGUAUGCAUUUCUCUUCCUCAGUAAGUAACGUUCUUUACAGCAUGCACACACUGAAGUUUGUGUGUGUGGCCCCAUUUCAGUGGCAAGGCACUGAUCAUCUAGACUUCUGCAUAGUUUGCAUUCUAAAGGCACAAUUGGGUAUGGCUGCUUGUAGUGGUAGAUAUUUUGCUGCUGUUUUGAUCUGGGCAUGCAGUGACCUAAAAAUCUGAACUUAUCUGCAUAGAUGUUAGAAAGACUCUUACACAGCAGCAGAACUCGUGAAGCAUGAAAUUUGUGUGCUGAAUUGGUAUUACUACAUAAAUUUUUUUUAUACCCAACUUGUUAAAUGGUUAGUUAUUUGAGUCGUGCCAGCAGUUUAAGUAUGCAGAUCAUAGUGGUAGUUCUGCAAUGUUUACUCAAGAAACUAUUGAACAAGACAGAACAACUCUUCAGUAAGUUCUUGGUUCUCUCUCCUAAAAACUAGAAUGCCAUAUGUAUCCAGAUGUUGAUUUUGGGCUUUUUUAAAGCUUUACAAGGAUUUGCUGUACACACUUGAAACUGAAUUUGAAAAAUGGUUGGCGUCAAAGAAUUUUUUUAUUGGCAAGCUAUUUAAUUCACCCUUUAUUAUUUUUUUUAAAUCUCACCCAUCUUUCUGCUGCUCAGUACACUGGUCUGAGUUAUUUUUUCUCUCACAUUGUCUUUCUUACUAGUAACACAGAUGCAUAUUCAUCACUAACUACAUGUUAUUUCAGUACUCAAGCAGAAAAGCUCUAUGAAAUCAAAAUGAGAUUCCCUUUUGUGGCUUACGUGAUUACCAGGUACUGAGGUAUUGAUCCAUAUCCACUGCAUUCAGGAAUUUAACUGACAGGGAAAAGAGCAGAUAUGCAGAGUGUCAGUUUGCUGCCAUUCAGGCACUCGGACAAGGCUUGAGUUGUUUGCAUCUCAGCUGCAUCUCUUCCUGUGUCUGAAGGUUAUCUGGAAGCUUGUUGAGGUCAGGAAGAGGCAUCAAUUUGAGACCUCUGUCUUCUUUUCCUCCCCUUCCUGAUCCCUACUUGUGGAAAUCUUCUUUUAGAUCUACACUUGCUCUGCAGGGGCUGAGCUUCUGAGUCAGGGAAUGCUGAGCAGUAUUUCCAAAUCCUGUCACAGUGUGUUUGAAGCAUCUAAGCUCUGAAACUACCUGUACUGGCACUAUUUUAUUAUACACUUGGCCAGAAUGAACUGUGAAGAUGUUCUUGACUCAUCUUGCUAUGGAAGAGAUGCUUUGUUCAACUUUCUGAAGACAUAGCUAGUCCAGGCAGAAUAUUUUUCGCAGUUAAGAUAGCUUCUUUGUCAUACAGAUCACUUAGCAAACAGUUGAAUGCUGCCUUCGUAAGGAGUAUCUCCACUCAGGUUGCAUGGAACAACUUUUUUUGCCUUUAGUGAUGUAAUCUGACUGAUUCUGUGGUAGGUUUGAGGGCAUAUGUUCAAGCUUGCAUUGAUUCAACAGAGUGUUUAUGUAUUCAAUGACUCUAUGUACUAAAGCCCUGUAUUUAUUGCAGCACCUGAUACACUGAACUUCUGAGUUCCCUCUCUUGGAUUAUGUCUCUAACCUCACAUCAAGAGGGGUUUUUUUCAUUUCUGGUAAUAGGUUAUCUUGAACUAUGUGCUGUAAUUCUCUCCAAGGAUCAAAGGUACUCUCUGAGGGGGUGUGAUGAGAGCUGCUCUAGAUACAAUGGUAUGCUGGGGAAAAAAGACAAAGGAUCAGAAGAGAGGAUGCUAAUUUGUAAUACUCUAGUGUUAUUUGUUGAGAUAAAUAGAUUAGCCCUUACUGAAUGAGUCCUGGAGCAAGUGUGGCCCUUAGAAGCUGAAGGACUGUACAAAUAAGAAGUAAGUACUAGAAGGUUUGAGCUUUUUCUCUGCUCUUGGUGAUUUACCCUCCAAAUGCUUAAGCUCUAAGCAUGAAGAAGAGAGGAGGCAUCUUGCAUAGGAAUCAGCACUGGCCAUGUCCAGUUGUACCAAGCCCAUCUUUCUGAUCAUACAACUUGGCAUUCACUGGAUGGUUCACAGUGACUUUCUGAGCCAGAGGCAGUUCAUAAGAACAGUGGCUAGUAGACCUCUACUGCUCAUGAUAAAUGUCAUAACAGUUUUGGAUUACUCAUUUCUCUUUUAAUUUGCUGUAGUUGAAACUUAGCAAGAACAUUCCAGUAUGCAGUGGUAACUGAACUUUGGCAUCUCUAAAUUAUUUCUGGUGAAUAAGCCAGUGUACUCAUUUUUCUUCAAAUGAGAGAACACAGUUGCUGCUUUAUCCCAUUAGUUAGAAACUUUUAUUUUGGUACUUGAAUUUUCUACUCAAUUUUUAAACACACAGAGAUAGCUUAGUGUCACAGGUAUGUUACUGGAUAUCAUUAUUAUCAGCUGAGUGGGGUAUCAUUUCACUGGCUUAAAGAUGAGACAGCAGCAAUUCUGCCUCUCCCUAUGCCACCCCUUUCCAUGUGGCAGCCUAAGCUUUAUUAUAAUCUAGAGUUAUCACCAUGAUUCAGCUGGCUUAGUACACUGCCACACCACUGCUGUGAGGUUUUGAGAAAGUUUCAAAAUGAGAACUGUAAAAGAUGUGGACCGGACUUUCUUCCUUGUUAGUAAGAGAUAUUAAAGUGGUUUCAGGCAGCACAUAAACUAUGGCAUUGGAGUGAAGGAACACUAUUAAUUCCUUUCUCACAGCUCCUUAACUUACUCAAAAAAUUGUGAAGACUUAACAGUUCUACACGUGGGGUAAGAAAAACUGCUUUAGAGUUCAUGUCUACAAAGCAUUAAUUGAGCUACACGUGAACUGCAUGUGAUACUUGUAGCCUUCUGUAUGCUGUCUGCUUCGUGACAGCAGUUCAUUUUUUCCUGGUAUCAUUUAAUCUGAGAAAGAAGAGUGGCUGCUGUCAGACUAAAGGAUUGAAGCAUCACCUUAAUACUUCAUGUACAAAAUCAUUAAACUGUAGACUGUAGAGCUGAAUGGAGCAGACUAGUGAUGGUAGUGCUUGUUUAAAGAGUUAUGCUGAAGCUCUUCCUUAGCUUGGAGGAGGUAUAAUCAAAAUUACCAUUCACUGAUUAUUCCUGGAAUGCAUGGUGCUAAACAAAAUGUUGCAGGUGAAAGCUCUGAAUUCAGGGAAGUACCAGGGAAGCCAAAUAAUAAUGUGGGCUGGCUGUCCCGUUGUUCAGUGUGCCUGAUGUACUGAGCAGUAAAGAGUCUGUUCUCUUUUCUUCUCCAAAGGAAGGACACUACCUACCUCAUAGGAGUGACACAAGGGCUGUUUCAAGAGUGUUUUGAAGUUAUUUGAGACUUGCACAAUACACUUCCAUGGAGAUAGUAAGACAUAGCACUAGUGUAGCUUGCUGUCAAUUGCAUACAUAGAUACGUAUUGUACCAGUUUAGUCCCCUCACUGAACAGAACUCAGCAGCUUUACACUUAGACAUUUCUAAAAUACACAGAGCAAUUGCAUUGAAAUUAAAAAGGAGAGCAAAGCCAGAAAGAUCUCUUAUUUUCUGCAAAAGCUUAUGGGCGGGCUAAGUAAUAUUCUUCUGAUAUUUUUCCAUUUAUCUUUAAAUCUUCCCAGGGACUUUUUCUAAUCAAUUGAUACAGAUGAUUGAUUGUGUAGCUACAAUCAACAGUCAGUUUAAGAAUGACUGAUUGUUUUGGAUGAUUAAGUUUAGCUGUACUGCAACUGAAGUGUUGAAUUAACAUCUAGGUUUUUACCUGCUGACUUCCAUUUAUAAGUGAGAUCAGAUCUCUUGAAAACAGCUGCAGGUUUUUUGUUAAUUAUACUUGAUUUUUUUUCUCUUAGCAUUGUGUAGCUUUUUUUCUUUUUUUUAAUAAAGCAUGAGUAUGGCACCAAAAAAGAAAGGCCUUUUCCUUGAUAAGCAACCUGUACUUGUAAAUAUGCAAAGAGUAAAAACAUAGUAUUCUUAAAAAGCUGCUUCUCUACAAGUGUAGUUGGAAUAGAAAUAGUAUUGAGCAAAUACUCUGUUUUGGACAGUGGACUCAUAGUUAAGAUUAGAAGUCUUUAUAAGAAUGAGGGAGGGCCCUGGGAAAAUGUUCAGUAAGUUCUUGAAUCCUGCUCAGUUAAAACUGAGCCAUACUCCUCUACAUUUCUAGAAAGAAUAACCUGUUAAACCAUAGGCAAUGGAAAAAGGAUUUGUUAAGAUGCUUAAAGGUUGCUGAAGCACAAGGUUCUAAUACAGCCAAAUCCUUACGGUGUUUCCAUGAAUGCUGUUAUUUGACCAAACAAAGUGACAUUCCAGGCAGUAAUUCUGAAAGUAGCAGUUCCAGCAGGUGUAUUGCAUCCAAACAGAACAAGGUAAGACUUCCUGGUGAAAAAAGCUAACAAAAAUGGCUUAAAAAUAAAGGAUGCUGGGACUCCUGUA
Messenger RNA from Myiozetetes cayanensis, 5791 nucleotides. It is a transcript of the gene SSR1, whose product is annotated as signal sequence receptor subunit 1. The record is from RefSeq and is a predicted model, not a curated record. Gene Ontology annotation, cellular component: endoplasmic reticulum membrane; endoplasmic reticulum. Lineage: Eukaryota; Metazoa; Chordata; Aves; Passeriformes; Tyrannidae. The coding region runs from base 151 to 1023 and encodes 290 amino acids. The transcript has 8 exons.